This is a messenger RNA of Macadamia integrifolia, 966 nucleotides long. RefSeq names its product vacuolar iron transporter 1. Gene Ontology annotation, molecular function: iron ion transmembrane transporter activity; manganese ion transmembrane transporter activity. NCBI's taxonomy places the organism in Eukaryota, Viridiplantae, Streptophyta, Magnoliopsida, Proteales, Proteaceae. The record is from RefSeq and is a predicted model, not a curated record. Gene Ontology annotation, cellular component: vacuolar membrane. The coding region runs from base 77 to 820 and encodes 247 amino acids. Gene Ontology annotation, biological process: intracellular manganese ion homeostasis. The transcript is spliced from 4 exons.
GUUCCUCAUUCCCUACUCUUCUUCGGUUCCUCAUUCUUCACUUCCAUCUCAUCUUCGGAAAUUCUAUUUUCAUUUUAUGUAUCGAACAAUGGCGGAAGGAGGAAAAGACGCAGAAUUGCAGAAGAAUCUGCUUCACCAGCAUGAAGAGAAGCAUUUCAUGGCGGGAGAGAUCGUGAGAGACAUCAUCAUGGGCGUCUCCGAUGGUCUCACCGUCCCCUUCGCUCUUGCCGCCGGUCUUUCCGGUGCCAACGCUCCUUCCUCCAUCAUCCUCACCGCCGGUCUUGCUGAAGUUGCCGCCGGUGCCAUCUCCAUGGGGCUUGGAGGGUAUCUUGCCGCGAAAAGCGAGGCCGAUCAUUACUUUAGGGAACAGAAGAGAGAGGAAGAUGAGAUCAUUAAACUCCCUGAUACAGAGGCGGCGGAGGUGGCGGAGAUACUGGCGCAGUACGGGCUGGAGCCUCAUGAGUAUGGACCCGUCGUAAACGCACUUCGGCAGAAGCCUCAGGCGUGGCUUGAGUUCAUGAUGAAGUUUGAGCUGGGAUUGGAGAAGCCAGACCCAAAGAGAGCCUUACAGAGUGCACUAACUAUCGCCAUCGCCUACAUCGUGGGAGGAAUCGCUCCCCUGCUACCUUACAUGUUCAUACCCAUAGCCAGCAAAGCGACAUUGGCAUCCGUCGGCCUAACUUUAGUUGCAUUGUUAUUCUUCGGUUACACGAAGGCCCACUUCACAGGUAACAAGCCCUUCCAAAGCGCCUUACAAACAGCAUUAGUGGGUGCCAUUGCCUCUGCUGCUGCUUAUGGAAUGGCUAAGGCAGUAGCAUGAUCAAUGUGGAGGAAUAUUGGAAAUGGGUUCUGUCUUAGGAAUUAGUUGUAUUUUCUCUUGUAUGAUAUGCUUCCAUAAAUGUAAGUUUGAUACUAAGAAAUAAGUAUGUUGGUUUGAUUUAUUGAUGAAAAAUUAGUAUUUGAUAA